Messenger RNA from Babjeviella inositovora NRRL Y-12698, 2228 nucleotides. Its product is annotated as ATP-dependent metallopeptidase FtsH/Yme1/Tma family protein. Gene Ontology annotation, cellular component: membrane; m-AAA complex. The transcript has a single exon. Gene Ontology annotation, molecular function: ATP-dependent peptidase activity; metalloendopeptidase activity; ATP hydrolysis activity. Gene Ontology annotation, biological process: mitochondrial protein processing; protein-containing complex assembly. Lineage: Eukaryota; Fungi; Ascomycota; Pichiomycetes; Serinales. Bases 31 to 2214 code for a protein of 727 amino acids. The record is from RefSeq and is a predicted model, not a curated record.
CCAGCUCCUAUUCUUCUCCACACCACACACAUGUUUGCCCUAAGACGCCGCGGAGCUGCUAGUUUGCUCCAGGCAAAGACACUUCCCACCUUCCAGGCAGUCACACGCCCCACCUUUGCCCAGGCGUUCGUGAGCUCGGCCUACAGGGCCCAGAGGCAGUACAGCACCCAGGAAGAAGACAACAAAGACAGGAAAGACAAGGAUGAAAAGAAGACGCCGCCGACAAUGCAAGAGUAUAUGAGACUGCCGGAGUUCCGCAACAGCUUGAUCAUUUCGGCGGUUGCUGCGUUCCUUUUUGCGUUCAACAACCGCCCCACCGAGGAGAACCUCUUCACGUUCCAGGACUUCAAGGUCCGCUACCUCGAAAAAGGCCUCGUUAGCAGCAUCACCGUCGAUAACAACUCACACGUGCGUGCAGAGUUACUUCCGGGCACAAACGGCCCCCAUGGCGGCUUCCCCGUGUGCCACUUUGACAUCGGGAGCGUCAACAUCUUCGAGGAACAGCUCAACGCGAUGCAAGACAAGUUGGGAAUCCCGCAGAGCGACCGGGUUCCGGUUAAGUACACGCGCACGACGCCACUCAUGGCGUACGUCAUGCCGUUUGUGCCGACCGUGCUCUUUAUCGGGGGGCUCGUGUAUCUCAACAAGAAGAUGGGCAUGAUGGGCAAGGGCGGUGGAGGGCCAGGCGGCAUGUUCUCCAUGAACAAGUCCAAGGCCAAGUUGUUCAACCAGGAGACGGAUAUUAAGGUGAAGUUCAAGGAUGUUGCGGGGUGCAACGAAUCGAAGGAAGAGAUCAUGGAGUUUGUGCACUUCUUGAAGGACCCAGCCAAGUUUGAGCGCCUUGGGGCUAAGAUUCCGCGCGGGGCCGUCCUUUCCGGACCCCCGGGUACCGGUAAAACGUUGUUGGCGAAGGCUACGGCCGGGGAGGCCGGCGUUCCGUUCCUCUCCGUCUCGGGUUCUGAGUUUGUCGAGAUGUUUGUGGGUGUGGGUGCCUCCAGAGUGCGCGAUUUGUUCAAGCAGGCGCGCUCCAUGGCCCCGAGCAUCAUCUUCAUCGAUGAGAUCGACGCCAUCGGGAAGAAGAGAGGCGGCGGCGGUGGCAUGGGUGGAAACGACGAAAAGGAAGCGACCUUGAACCAGAUUUUGGUCGAAAUGGACGGCUUUGACACCAACGACCACGUCAUCGUGCUCGCCGGUACCAACAGAGCGGAUAUCUUGGACCCGGCGUUGUUGAGACCAGGCAGAUUCGACAGACACGUGUACCUCGACCGCCCGGAUAUCGAGGGCCGCAAGGCCAUCUUCCACGUGCAUAUCGGUAAGCUCAAGUUGAAGGUCAAGGACGAGCCGAACGCGGCCGAUGUGAUCGACCGUUUGUGCGGAAAGUUGGCUGCGUUGACCCCCGGCUUUGCGGGUGCCGACGUGGCGAACUGCUGCAACGAGGCGGCGUUGAUUGCCGCCAGACUCGAGUGCAACUCCGUGGAGUUCAAGCACUUUGAGCUUGCCAUCGAGAGGGUCAUUGCCGGGUUGGAAAAGAAGUCCAAGAUUUUGUCCAAGGAAGAGCGCACCACCGUGGCGUACCACGAAGCCGGGCACGCCGUCUGUGGGUGGUUCUUGGAGUAUGCCGAUCCGUUGUUGAAGGUUUCCAUCAUUCCUCGAGGCCAGGGCGCGUUGGGGUACGCUCAGUACCUUCCGCCAGACCAGUACUUGGUGUCCCAGGAACAGUUCCGCCACAAGAUGGUCAUGGCUCUCGGUGGCCGUGUUUCCGAGGAGUUGCACUUUGCUUCUGUCACCUCCGGUGCCUCUGAUGAUUUCAAGAAGGUUACCCAGAUGGCCAAGAGUAUGGUGUUGAGCUACGGGAUGUCACCAAAGGUCGGGGAGAUCUGCUACGACACCCAGGACCAGCAAGGGUUCAAGAUCAACAAGCCCUUCUCACAAAAGACCGGGCAGACGAUUGAUCUGGAAAUCAAGCGCAUUAUCGACGAGGCGUACAGCGACUGCACCCUGUUGUUGAAAGAGAAGAUUGCGUUGGUGGACAUUGUCGCGAAGGAGUUGCUUGCCAAGGAGGUGAUCACCAGAGAUGACAUGGUGCGUUUAUUGGGCCAGAGGCCGUUUGUCGAAAAGAACGAUGCGUUCAACAAGUAUAUCGGCGGUGGGUUGACGGUGGACGAGAGCCAGAAGUCCGCACCACCGGCCCCGGAAGAUGCUCCAAAGGUUUAAUGACGAUAUAACGA